Pterocles gutturalis (yellow-throated sandgrouse) is the source of this 2465-nucleotide messenger RNA. It is a transcript of the gene MERTK, whose product is annotated as MER proto-oncogene, tyrosine kinase. Gene Ontology annotation, biological process: positive regulation of kinase activity; protein phosphorylation; nervous system development. The record is from RefSeq and is a predicted model, not a curated record. The transcript has 18 exons. The annotation marks the transcript as partial. Gene Ontology annotation, molecular function: transmembrane receptor protein tyrosine kinase activity; ATP binding; protein binding. NCBI's taxonomy places the organism in Eukaryota, Metazoa, Chordata, Aves, Pterocliformes, Pteroclidae. Gene Ontology annotation, cellular component: signaling receptor complex.
AAGAUGCUGACCAAAGUGGAGGUCUGAGGCCAUACCCGUCAUCAGAGUCCCACCACCCUGGUCUGUGGCCUCACCAGAACCCAGAGCAACCCCAGGAGGAGCCCUCGGCCAGCUCUCUACGACAGAUUAAAUUUAACCCCACUGUGCGACACAUCAUGAUUAACGAGCACAAGGAUGUCACGUUUAAUUGCUCCAUCAAAGUACCUCAGGUGCUGCUCCGGCCGGAUGCCCCCAGCAUUUCCCUGUGGAAGGACGGGAGGGAGCUGCACGAGCUGGACCGCAUCGCCACCAGCCACUUCGAGAUCGCCGAUGAGGAUGAGGUGGCAAUGACCUCCACCUUCAGCAUCCUGGCCACCCAGCGCUCGGAUAACGGCUCCUAUGUUUGCAAACUCAACAUCUCAGGCAUGGAGGUGGUGUCGGAUCCGAUCUCGGUGCAGCUGGAAGGGCUCCCGCACUUCAUUCGUCAGCCUGAGAAGCUGAACGUCACCAAGAACAGUCCCUUCAACCUCACAUGCCAAGCCGUGGGCCCGCCAGAGCCCGUGGAGAUCUACUGGUUUCGCAACAAUGUCCAAGUCAAUGAGAAGCCCCACAUCUCCCCAUCUGUCCUGACCGUGCCAGGUCUUAACGAAUCGGCACUGUUCAGCUGCGAGGCUCACAACAGCAAGGGGCUGACUGCCUCCAGCCCGGGGCAGGUCAACGUGAAAGGAAUACCAUCCGCACCCGCCAGCGUGCACGUCCUCAACAGAACAGCCCAUGGGAUCGUGAUAUCCUGGGUGCCGGGCUUUGAUGCGUUCUCUGCCUUGACUAGCUGCAGUGUCCAGGUCAAGGAAGCUGUUCCACGAAGCAACGUCUCACUUCUGCUCUUCAACACCUCGGUGCCUCCCCACGUGUAUCACAUCCAGCAGCUGGGGCCCAUGGCGGACUAUAACAUCCGCCUUUCCUGCAGGAACGAGGUCGGCUGGUCGGCGUUUAGCCCCUGGAUAAGGGCCAGCACCACCGAGGGAGCUCCGACCACCCCGCCGCUGAACGUCACGGUGUCGUUCAACGAAUCCAGCUCCUCCCUGGAGAUCCGCUGGGUGAAGCCGCCGCUGGGGAGGAUCCACGGGGAGCUGCAGGGUUAUCACAUCUGGCACCGGUGGCUGAACUCCAAGGGGUUGCAGAACAUCUCCACCGAAGCCCGGCAGAACGCCAGCAUGGCCAUCCUGCCAGUGGUGGCCACCAACGCCACCUGCUCCGUCCGUGUGGCCGCUGUCACCAAGGGAGGAGUGGGACCUUUCAGCAGCCCAGUGGAGAUCUUCAUCCCCAGCAGCGGAUUGAUAACCUCAGCCCCCUCUUCGACCCCAGCCACCGGGAGCACGGACUCCUUUAUUGUAGCCCUGGGCUUUAUCUGCGGGACGAUUGCCGUGGGGCUGGUCCUCUGCUUGUCCGUGGUCAUCCAGAAAAGAUGCGUUGAAACCAAAUACGGGUAAGCCGAAGGGAACACAGAUGUGGGGGUGCCCGGGGCUGGGCAGGUCGCAGGCACCUACACGGCCAAGAAGUCCUACUGCCGGCGAGCCGUCGAACUGACGCUGGGCAGCCUGGGUGUCAGCAGCGAGCUCCAGCAGAAGCUGCAGGACGUUGUCGUGGACAGAAAUGCCCUCAGCCUGGGGAAGGUCCUGGGAGAGGGGGAGUUUGGGUCGGUGAUGGAGGGGCGUCUCAGCCAGCCCGAGGGCACCCCGCAGAAGGUGGCUGUGAAGACCAUGAAGCUGGAUAACUUUUCCCAAAGGGAGAUAGAAGAGUUCCUCAGUGAAGCAGCGUGCAUGAAGGACUUUGACCAUCCCAAUGUCAUCAAGCUCCUCGGUGUGUGCAUCGAGCUGAGCUCCCAGCAGGUCCCCAAGCCCAUGGUGAUUCUCCCGUUCAUGAAAUACGGUGACCUGCACAGCUUCCUGCUUCGCUCCCGCCUGGAGAUGGCCCCCCAGUUUGUGCCCCUGCAGACGCUGGUGAAGUUCAUGGUCGAUAUCGCCCUGGGGAUGGAGUACCUGAGCAGUCGGCAGUUUCUCCACAGGGAUUUGGCAGCUCGAAACUGCAUGUUACGGGACGACAUGACGGUGUGCGUGGCAGACUUUGGCUUGUCCAAGAAGAUUUACAGCGGCGAUUACUACCGCCAGGGCCGGAUAGCGAAAAUGCCUGUGAAGUGGAUCGCCAUCGAGUCCCUGGCCGACCGCGUCUACACCACUAAGAGCGACGUGUGGGCGUUCGGCGUGACCAUGUGGGAGAUCGCCACGCGAGGGAUGACGCCCUACCCAGGGGUGCAGAACCACGAGAUCUAUGAGUACCUCUUCCACGGGCAGCGCCUGAAAAAGCCCGACGACUGCCUGGAUGAGCUGUACGAAAUCAUGUCUGCGUGCUGGAGAGCCGACCCCGCCGCCCGCCCCACCUUCUCCCAGCUCAAAGUCCACCUGGAAAAGCUGCUGGAAAGCCUCCCC